UUGGGCAAGGUGGCAAUGCUUUGUCUUUUAAGGCAGUACAACUCUAUUCUGAAUGAUUCCGAUACAACCUCUAAAUAAAUAGAUAGUUCUGGAAUUCAUAGUUUUAAUUACAAAAUAGUCAUAUAUUCAUAUUAAGUAAAGCAUUAACAAAGCACCCAAGAUGUCGGACUGGGAUACGGUAACCGUGUUGAGAAAAAAGGCACCAAAGUCUAGCCAACUGAAGACCGAAUCAGCUGUUAAUCAAGCACGCCGUCAGGGAGUUGCAGUCGAUACACAGCAAAAAUAUGGUGCUGGCACCAACAAGCAGCAUGUGACAACCAAGAACACUGCCAAGCUGGAUCGUGAGACUGAAGAAUUGCGGCACGACAAGAUUCCGCUCGAUGUGGGCAAAAUAAUUCAGCAGGGUCGCCAGAACAAGGGUCUCAGUCAGAAGGACUUGGCCACGAAAAUCUGUGAGAAACAGCAAGUGGUAACUGACUAUGAGGCCGGACGCGGCAUUCCAAACAACUUGAUACUCGGUAAAAUGGAGCGUGUGCUUGGCAUGAAAUUACGAGGCAAGGAGCGCGGCCAACCGAUGGCGCCUCCCGGUAAAAAGUGAGAUGAUGCUGCUGCGUCCACUGCAGCAAGUUCCGCUCCAACGCACAGAAUUGCCAGACAACAGCAACACACUCAACAACAACAACAACAGCACGAGUCCGGUUGGAGCACUGUGAGCAGCAGACGCAAAUGAAGCACUAUCGGGAGGCUGUAGAACCAAACAAAAUCGGGUCAAAACUAAUGCAGCAGCAAAACGAGGAGAAUGAACGAGUUAUAAAAAGAAAAACACAAACAUAACAACAACAGCAAUCAAUCGAAGCAUGCAACAAUGAAAUAAGCACCAACUAUGAGCGCAACUUGUCAAUAUCGAAUCCCAAGAUUCAUAAACAUUACCCACUAUUUUUUUUUCUUUUUCUUUUAUUAAUUUCUGACAAAAAUUCUACUAUUGUAAUUCAAUAUCAAUAAUAUCAUCAAACACAAUCACACUCAUACAACAAGCAACUAAACAUAAUAAUUAAAAAAAAAUAACAUCAAAAUAAUGAUAUUAAAACGAUGGCUACAAAGCAUUGCAUUUUGUGCUCAUGGCUGGAACAAAUGUUUUGUUCAUUUGGCAUUUUACUAUAAACUAUUGUUUUGUUACAUCAAAAAAUUGAGUUUAUUUUUUAAACUUGAUCUAAUUUAUGGAUAUACUAUUUAUGCAUUAAAAAUGGCAUUGAAUACACAUAAAAAAAACCAACA
Molecule: messenger RNA, 1275 nt
Organism: Drosophila innubila
Lineage: Eukaryota; Metazoa; Arthropoda; Insecta; Diptera; Drosophilidae
Gene: mbf1
Product: endothelial differentiation-related factor 1 homolog
Exons: 4
Cellular component (GO): nucleus
Molecular function (GO): DNA binding
Source: RefSeq, a predicted model, not a curated record